Molecule: messenger RNA, 401 nt
Organism: Prorocentrum cordatum
Lineage: Eukaryota; Dinophyceae; Prorocentrales; Prorocentraceae
Source: the annotation of a GenBank genome assembly
GACGGCGGCUCGCGAAGCUCUUCGAGUUCGGCGAGAGGGAGCUCAGCCUGCAGUCCGACGCGACCGUCGAGCGGCGCGAGGCAGCGGGCGCGGUCCCGCAGGAGAGGGCGAAGCUGUCGUCCGCCCAGCAAGCCGCGGCGACCCGCGCAAUUGAGUGGAUCAAGUCUCAGACGCAGCGGCUUCUCCGGCAGCUCCACUGCGGCACGCGCGGCGCCCUCGACAGCGCGGGCCGCCAGGGCGUUGGGGGCGUCGGCUGGGGCGCGUCGAUCAGCCCAGCAGCCGACCUCUCGCAAGAAUCGGCCAUCAAGAGCAUCGCGCUCGACUUGGACGGGGCCCAGGGCUGCCUCAAGUGGAACGGCGUCUUCGUGGCCCUUUGGGUCGGGGUCGCCAGCUUGACCCAG